AAGCUGGAAAACGAGAUGAGAGUGAUAAAGGAGAAAGAAAACAGGAAAAAGAAAAAAGAGCUAGAGAGGAUAAAGAAGGAUGAGGAGGAGAAGGGGAAAAGGGAGGAGGAAAUAAAAAAGCCAGAGGGAGAGGCAAAGAUGGAGGUGGACAAGAUGGAGACAGAGAAGAGAAAAACUGAGGAAGAAAUGAACCUGAGGAAGGAGGAAGAGGAGUGGCAAAAGAAAGGUGAGAAGGAGAAGGAAAAGAGGGAAGAGGAAAAUAGGGGAGAAGAGAAAGCGGGGGCAGCAACUGAAGAGAGUGAGGAGAGAAAGAAGCAGGAGGAGAUGAAGGGAAAGAAAGAGGAGGAAGAUGCUGAUGAUGCAAAAGAGGUGGCUCAGGAAAAGAUUAAGGAAGAAAUGUGGAAGAAGGAUGAAAGAGAACAUGGAAAAGUAGAUGAAGAAUUAAACUUUGAGGAGAGGAAAAAGGAAGAAAAUAAUACCAAAGAGAGGGAGGAGGAAGAGGAGGCAACAAAGAUGGAGAAGGAUAGAAAAAAAAUGGAGGAGGAGAUGGACAUGGAGGAAAUGAUAAGAAAACAGGAAGCGGAAAAUACAAUUAUGAAAGAAGAACUAAGACCUGUUGGAGAAGACAAGAAGAGGGACAAGGAACAUGAAAGGAAAACAAAAGAGGAAGAAUGGAGGAAGAGUCAGAGGUACGACAAGGAUUACAGAAAACCAGAAGAAGAAAUGAGGCUCGAAGAAGAUGAGGGGUUUAAAGGACAUGAUGUUGAAACCACAAAAAUGGAAAAUGAGGAAGAAAAUAAGCAGGAGGAUAUUAGAAGAAAAGAGGAGGAGGAAAAUGUAGAUGUAGAGAGGAAGACUGAGGAAGAGAUGGGAGAAAAUAGGAAAGAAGCAGCAGAAGAAACAGGACUGAAAGAAAAAGAGGAGAGCAAAAAGAAUGUGGUGCAGGAUCAGGAGGUAAGAGCAAAUGAGGAGCAAGAGAAAAGACCAGACGACAGCACGAUAGGUCAAAAUGAGAAUAUGUUUACAACAGUAAACUUCUCACAAGUGGAAGACGGCACCACCAGGACCUCAACAAACCUCAGUGAGUCUGCAGUCUGCUCCACCAGCACUGAAGCCACACCACAGCAGCAGAAGAAGAGCAUCAGUCAGACGGUGGAAUGCGAAAAUCAAGUAGCCAAGCUUUCCACUGUGACUGUUUUUUUGGCCAUGUGCCUCCCAGAGCACACAGAGCAGAAGAGGCUGUCAUGGAUGAAGGACUGCACCUCGUGGUCCAAACUCUCCCUCCAGAACAGGAGGAAGCAGAAAGGAUGCGUCCGAAGUCGGAGAGGGCCACGGAGGCCUGCUGAGGCCAGCAGUCUGCUGCCUCUCUGCCCAGAAUCUCUGCUUCGCUCCACAGGCUGGAGAUCCCUGCAUGAGGUGACCACAGUGACCCUGGAGGACUUGCCCGCCUGUAGCUUAUCCACGCUUGCUCAGUGUACUAAACUUCAGUCUCUCAGCCUCAGACGCUGUGGCCUCAAAUCCCUGGAAGGCAUCAGCCAGUUACCACAGCUCUGCCACAUCGAUGCACAGGAAAAUGACAUCUCAUUUAUCGACUGCGAAAAUAUGACUAGUUUACGAGUUCUUCAGCUCAGCCGCAACAAGCUGGCAUCCAUCCACGGUUUAGCUGGUGCUGAAAACUUGGAUGUUCUAGACCUGUCGCACAACUCCAUCACCCGCAUCGCUGGUCUGGAGUCUGUGAGGAGACUGCAGAGGUUGUCAAUGGAUCACAACCAGCUGAUCAGCACCAAAGGACUGAGGGACGUGUACACUCUCCUCCACCUGAACUGCUCACACAACCACCUGGCAAGCGUGGAGGGUCUGGAGAACAGUGCUCUGCUCAGCACGCUGGAUCUGAGAGCCAACAGCCUUACUGAGCCCCCCAGUCUGAACAACCAGGUCCUCCUCAGAGAGCUGUAUCUGGACGACAACAGCAUCUCCUCCCUGCAGGGCCUCACUGCUUGCUGGCUUCCCCUCAUGCAACAUCUCUCUGUGGCCCAGAACAGAAUUACUCAGCUGCCCUCCAUGUCUGAUUGUGUGUCGCUUGCAAAUCUGGAUCUUCGAUUCAACUGCAUGUCAGAGCUCCAGAACGUGUGUCAGAGUCUGGAGGGAUGUCAGUUCCUGCAACAGGUCCACCUGACAGGGAAUCCUCUUCAGCAGGAGAGUGGCUGGAGGUCCACUCUACAGAAAGCAGUGCCUGGCCUGAGCCCCUGGCCCAUCGAUGGCCAGCAGACAGAUUCUUCUCUGUCGCCUCCUGCUGUUCAGCAGGUCAGCUUGGCCUCAGGCGGCUUCCUAACGUUCUGCCAGGCUCAGCUUCAGCAGAAUCGUGAUUUACAGCAGCAGCACAGCAGGGAGCUCAGUAAUGCCUCAUCUUCCCUGGAUGCUCUAAAGACCUCCUGCCGACACUUCACUGAGGCUCUGCAGCUGGCUACCGACCAGAGAUUUGCCCAUGAAUAUGGUGACACCACUGUGGUUGAGAAACACAGGGGCACCGUCCAAAAAACGCUUGAGGAAACACUUGACAUGGUCAGUACCAAUGGUGAGAAGUGUACUGAGCACCCAGAAAAGGAGUCUGCUGAUAAAGUUUCACCCGUUUUUCCGAAUGGGGACAACAUCACAUGCACCUUCUGGACUUUCGAUGAGGAGGCAGCUGUAGAGGGUCGGCGUGACGCUGUUGCUAUAGCUCCAAAGAGAGGACCAACAGUUAACAAAGUUAACUCUGGCAGUGUGCACUCCAUGGCAGCAACAGAAAAAACAAUUUCCUCCAACCUUAACGUGGCACCUGUGUCCAACCAUCGAGAUCUGGAACUCCAGAACACAGCAGUAGUUGUGAUUCAACAGCAGUGGAGGAAAUACAGACAGAAAUGUGGGAACAUCAACAACCUUUCCACAGCUGAAAACGGGGGAGGAAGAGGAGGAGAUGGAGCAAAGCCAAAGUCAGGACCUUCUUAUUUUAACAGGAGUUCUGUUGGCCAAGAUUCUGCAGCAACUGUCAUCCAGGCGUUUUGGAGGGGCUUCACUCUAAGGAGGAGGCUUGCAUCUGCUCUGGCUGCUGUAACAUGCCCCGACACCGGAGAGGACGACACCUUUGAGGAGGUGGACGUGGAUGAAUUUGUCUUUGAUGAGGCAGCACUGGAGAAGCACUGGACACUGUUGCUUUCUGAAGACUCACCUUCCAGUCAUUAUCUCUUGUCAGAGCAGCCACUGUCUCUGAAGCCUCCUGGGCCCUUUCCUGAACCCUCCCAGUUCAUACCCCCUCCACCGCUUGUAAGGAGUUCCAAGCAGGCCUGGGUGGAUGCAGAACUGGUGGACUCUGCAGGCCAGAGAGUUUCACCACAGAGUUCCAACAGAAGUAAAUCUCCUGCCUCCCCAUCCGUGGUCAGUGGUCUCUCUGAAAGAUCAGAAAAGAUACUGGAAGAAUGGGGCUUCACUCACAGCCACACAGCUCUUCUAAUGCUCAAGAGAGCCCAGAAGAUGAAGUCAAAGAAGCAACAGCAGAAGAAAUGUCAGGAUCCCUCCGUCCCUCUUGCCUUGUUUGGAAACUGCAGUUACCAGCUGGGUCAAGUGGAAGCUCGGAACAGGAAAGCACAACACAACAGAAAGUAUAGAAAAGUUGGCGAGGCCGAGCUGGGACUUCAGCAGGCAGAGAGGACGGAGCGAGUGAAACAGGAAGGAGCUCAGCAGUGGCUGCACACCCAGGCUGCUCGUUCUGACAGGGACUCAGAGAGUGUGCAUUUCUUACCGGAGAUGAGCUCAGAUAUACUGAAUGGAGGCAGAGUGCAGCUCGUGGCAGACUCAGGAUACACAGAACGUCUACAUCAUGCCAGUGGAUUGUGGGCCAACAGCAGUUUAGCUGCCCAGCCUUGCAAAGAGAACAAUUAUCCUCGCAGAAACUCUUUGGGUCAUGCAAGAGAAAAGCUUCCAGCACCCGAGCGAGUCACGUCUGCUCCGACAAAGAAAGAGCGCAUCUCCUUCCGAGACAACCCUGUUCAGCUGAGCGGCGGCUGGGGAGGAGGCAAGAAGAGGGAAAAGGUGUACAAGUAGAGCGCAAGCUCUUCCACGAGCGUGUCACCUUUUUUUGCUGUCAAGGUAAAAGCGUUUUCCCCACCUGUGAUACGCACCGAAGAACGUGUACGUGCGUCUGCUUCCGGAUGACUUACGUUCAUGCUUCCUUUAGAUGCAGCAUCAUGCCAACAGCAACCUGUGUUGUGGUAUUAACUGGUUUAACUCAAGAUUUAAGCCAACAGAUUUCAGUCUCACGAUACUUCCCUUCCAUGAAGAAGACUUUCUUUCUUUUCAUUUAGGAUGCUAUUUUACCCUCUACGCUGAAUCUCCCUGCAGCUGUUCUUUUUAAACUGAGCUGAAAACUCGAGCUCCCUCUCCUGAACAUUAAUUAAGACCAAUAGGACCUGGACCAGCCCAAAUAUCUUCAGGCACUUCCAUUAUAUUGAUUCUUCUCAAGUGUCAGAGCCUGAAUGCAGUCGCAGCCAACCAGCACCAAAACACAUGGAACAAAAUCACAAGGCAAAUGGCAACGCUUCACAUGCAAAUGAUGGCAGGAAAUAAGGAGCAGGACCGUCAAUACCUGCGCACUCGUGUUUCUGAGGAUGCCAAACUGUUGUUUCUGCAACGAUUUCUUUCUUGGCGCAUACAUGCCGAGUAUUUACACUUUGUAGCCAUGGGAAGAGACUUGCUUUUUCCACUUCUCCUGUUCUCUCUUAAGAUUAAAGUUAAAUAAAGCCCAGAGAUUUAAGGGCAGUUUCGCCAUUUCUGUGGUUAUGUUAAGCUCCUGCUCGCCAGCAGUGGGCUCGAGAUUUCUGCUUUCAUGAGCCGAGCACAAGCGUUGGUGUUAGAAUUAGAACCUUUUUUUUGUUUCAGUUGUGUAUCAUAAUGGCCUUAUCUGUGUGUUUGAAUUUGGAUAGCUAAGGCGUUUGUCGGCAAACACUACCCUGCCAGAGGUGGUGAACCUCUUGGAGACUUAGAGGUUCCUCACUGGUCCACCGCCUGGAAAUGAUAACUUAAUUAAUGUCAAAACAAAUAGUCUGAGCUGCAGAGUGGCUCCCUGGCAGGGAAUGCAUGUCUGUCUGUUUACUUUCCUUCUGUCUUUCACUUCACUCAUGUCUGGAGGGUGUGUUUUGACUGUACACGAGCUGAUGGGGAUUUUUGUGAGGGAGACUGGCGUAUGCCAGAGAUGUGGUGGUCCUGCUCACUUCAGGGCUGUUGUGAAACCCGAGAGUUCUGCCCUGCUUCACGCCGGAUCUUCAGGCUCUCUGGGUGGACGUCGUGUGUUUAUUGCACAUAAAACACAAACAGGUGACAUAGAAAUGCUCCAUAUUAAUAUUUUGUCAUUAGUGUUGUUUUGUAUGACACAAGUUCAGGUUUGUCCAGGCUUUCACAGUUCUCCUCUACAAGUGCUGCUUCUGCAAUUACAUUGUUAAACCAUCGUCCACCAGUUUUCGUUAAAUCUGUUUACAUUUGGGUUAUAGGUAAAUUGCAUGUAACCUAAGACAUUCAGAAUCCAUUGCCUGGUGAAGUGAGUGCUCCACCACACGUUUAGAUAAGAUGAAGACGCCUGACCUCAAGCCAGCAAAUGUUGUCGGUGGAGUCCGGUGGGGGCAGUUUUGUCCCCUUGAAUGCCUCCACGUCCCGUUUCUUCAGAUGCAUUAAAGGACCAGAACUUAUAUGUUUUAGCUA
This is a messenger RNA of Scatophagus argus, 5730 nucleotides long. RefSeq names its product leucine-rich repeats and IQ motif containing 1 (gene lrriq1). The transcript is spliced from 20 exons. The record is from RefSeq and is a predicted model, not a curated record. Lineage: Eukaryota; Metazoa; Chordata; Actinopteri; Scatophagidae. The coding region runs from base 16 to 4080 and encodes 1354 amino acids. Gene Ontology annotation, molecular function: protein binding.